AGGUGCUCAAAUAAUAUCGUGCAUUCCUUAAAUCUAUCCUGACAGAAGAACGCCCAACAGUCAGGAAUAUCAGGAUCGAGUUCUUUUUUUUAGGGGAAAACAAUAUGGAGGAAAGAGUGUUUCCGUUGGUGUUGCUGACUUUGUGUGCUGUAUUUCAGCGAAGUUUCGUGUCUGCUGAAAGAUCGUCGUAUGAAACAUUCCAACUGCGUCAAUUGGAAGCUGACUACACGUCGCAAAUUGGCUCAGAAAUCCAUAAUCAUGUUCUGUUGGCGGAAACCGGUGUUCUUCUGCGUCCUGGAGAACCAAACGGAAAAAACCUGAAAAAUGCGCUGAAAUUGACGGUCGAGGAUUUAAAUACGAGGCCACACCCGGAAUCAGAGGACGGAGUGGAUUUCGAGUUGAGAGUCAACCUUGUUAUUGAGUUUUGGCAAAAAGGAUGCGUCUACGCCGCUUGGUCGACCAGCAAUAACACAACGACGCCAAAAACCAAGGCAUGUUUCAAAAAAGGAAAACUCGCAUGCGUUCAGGACGAUGAGAUUUCGAACGUCAAAAACAACGAGCAGCAGAUGCUUGAAUUAGAUGAAUUGAAAUCCGCACGAAAGGUCCCCAAUUGUGACUCGGCACCUUCUGACCGGAACGAACAAGAGGACGAAGGGACUGACGAUGAAUCUGAAAAUUCGCGUGCGAUAAUACUGAGUCCACCCAUGAUGGCUAGAAAUUCGCAGAAAGUCCAGGAAUUGCUCGUCUGGUGGACAAAGUAUGAUGAAGACGAAAAAAGCAAUCAGGACACCACAUCGAAGUUGAACGUCGGACGCAGAAAUUAUUCUCCGUCCUUCAAACCGACUUUCGUCAUCACGCCCGUGGUCAUGAUGAAAUCGUCCAACAAAGAAAAAAGGAAUGAUGAUGAUGAUGAUUCUCUGGACAAAAAAUGCGCAAACGUAGAAAGGCUUUUGAAAGAUUCCGGAAACUUCAUCCGCUGUCCAUAUCUUGAAGGUUGCAUCCGAAGCGCCUUUUUUUGUGACGGGCAUUUCAACUGCGUCAACAAGGAAUUGCUGAACUAUGACGAAAGUUACUUGUUUUGUCUGCUGUGGGGUGGAGUGUGCUUGAUCCUGCUGUCAGUGACCGCCUUGGCCGUCGCGAUGAUCCUCCGGAAGCAUUACCACACUCGCCGUUCGAUGGCGUCCCGGGCGUUCACAGCAAACGGCGCCGAUCGGCGGUGUUCCGUACACCCGUUGCCCCUGAGUGCGUCGCAUGCUCUCAAGUCCAUGUCUGCUGGGUCGCCGGAAAUGACAGCCGCCGCUAAGAAAGCAGCCGAGGCUCAAGGGAUCGACGGAAAUAAAGAACGACAGGCGAUGAAGCCAUCGGAGACGGGAGUCGAGCCACCGAUCCUGCCACCUUAUGAGUAUCCACCGGAGUAUCGCAUUUUAUUUCCUGCAAACGUCAUCCAGGUGUCGCAGCCUACUCUAGUCGUGCCAGUAACCGAUGGAACUGGGAAAGAAUGCUCCGACAUCGGCGAACAUCACAACGUUGCGCCGUGUCAGCAGCAGUUCGGACGAAUCGGACGAAAACGUUUUUUUGCGGUUGAAAAAGAACGUCCUGUUCAUUAG
Notodromas monacha is the source of this 1607-nucleotide messenger RNA. The record is from the annotation of a GenBank genome assembly. Lineage: Eukaryota; Metazoa; Arthropoda; Ostracoda; Podocopida; Cyprididae.